This is a messenger RNA of Arthroderma uncinatum, 1542 nucleotides long. RefSeq lists its product as uncharacterized. NCBI's taxonomy places the organism in Eukaryota, Fungi, Ascomycota, Eurotiomycetes, Onygenales, Arthrodermataceae. The record is from RefSeq and is a predicted model, not a curated record. Gene Ontology annotation, molecular function: poly(A)-specific ribonuclease activity; RNA binding. The coding region runs from base 1 to 1542 and encodes 513 amino acids. Gene Ontology annotation, cellular component: cytoplasm. Gene Ontology annotation, biological process: nuclear-transcribed mRNA poly(A) tail shortening. The transcript is spliced from 5 exons.
AUGCUUCAGGAUAUAGGAGAUUGUUCCUUUGUUGCCCUAGAUUUUGAAUUCUCAGGGAUAUUCAACCAGAAGUUACGUCCGGCUGCAUCUUAUACGGAUGGCGAUCUCAGCUUACAGAAGCGGUAUGAAGAAGUGAAGCAAGCUGCAGAGGAGUAUCAAAUCCUCCAGGUUGGGAUCACUCUCGUGAUUGAAGACAAGGGAGUUCCGUAUAUCUCUCAGAAAGAGGAACAAGCUGUGAAAGAUCGAGUACGCCAGGGUAACUCCGGGGUAUCUCUAAUCAACCUGAACACACUGGGCGAAGACCAAGUAGAGUUCAUCAGACAAGUCCGUCAAGAUGUCAACGAGUGGAUCGAGAAGGAUAACCCAAAGGACACUUAUUUGAACAUUCCAAAGCCCACUUGCUUGACCACUGCCAACAAACUGUCGAUGGAGCUGGACAACUAUCAAAAACGACUUGUCCACCAGAUAAUCAGAAGCGAGUACCCCGGCUAUGUUAGCAUGGGCAAAAAGUCUUUUGUUCAGAUAAUCCCAUACGACAAGGAACGAGAGACUAAGGUCGCUGAAAAGAAACUCCUCCGGGCUCGCAGCAAUAUAGCCAAUCAGAAAGGGUUUAGCUGGGUGAUUGAAGCUUUGACCCGUGGAGAGCUGUCCGGGCUUGAUCUGAGGUUCUUCUGGAGACCCGAUGGAAUGUUCACAGCGGCUGAGGGGAGUAAACUUACAAAGCAGAGUGAGAUCAUCAGGGAGAAGCUAAAAUCUGGACAGCCGGUUUUGGUAGGACAUAAUCUGUUCACGGACCUUGUCAAUUUCUACAAGUGUUUCAUUGGUGACCUGCCUGAACGUGUGGCUGAUUUCCAGCGGGCGAUUCACGAAUUGUUCCCUCUGAUCGUCGAUACGAAGUACAUGGCCACGCAUGGGGGCCUGUUACGAGAUGGAUUUUCGGCGUUGUCGACGCUGAAUGAAACCCUGGGGUCAAGGGAGGUCCCUAAAUCUGCAAUUGAUCCCGAUCAUUCGGGAUACUCUGCCAGCGCCCCUAUGCAUGAAGCGGGGUACGACAGCCUUAUGACUGCUCAAAUUUUCUUGAAGCUAGCGGUGCAGUUGUAUGAAACGAGUAGCUCACGAAAGGCACUCAUACAACAGACCAAUGGGGCCGCUGCCGGGAUUGAGCUCAUGGAUCUAUCAACCAAGCCCGAUGAACCCCGUAAGCAUGAUGAUGCGAAGUCGACACAGGAUAAGUUCGUGUAUGGCCAUGCAACGAGGUUCGAUCUGCUUUUGGAUAUGGAGGCGGAAGACAAUAUCUCCGCGGGCUCUGCAGAGGAGGAUAGCCCUGUGGACCAGAAAAUAAUUGAAGGCAAGCUCCUUCCCCGAUUUGACGACGAGUUUUGGACAGAGUAUGCGAACAAGCUCAGGGUAUUUGGAACAGCGGAGGAAAUCACGACCAUCGGGCUAACCGGCCGAAAGACGAUCGUCGCCGAAUCACCACCGACGCAAGAGGUUCAGGCCAUGAAGUCACCGAAUAUACUCCGUCUGCCUGCGUUUUAUUGA